Molecule: messenger RNA, 944 nt
Organism: Cinara cedri
Lineage: Eukaryota; Metazoa; Arthropoda; Insecta; Hemiptera; Aphididae
Source: the annotation of a GenBank genome assembly
AUGCAUUACAGAGGAAUAAAUAAAAAAAAACAGCUUUUGAUUAUUUCUCAAAAUUCGAAUAGUAAAAAUGUAUUUUUUGAAGAUGUAUUUAAUGCAUUUGUUGCUGCAAAUAUUCCUUUGCAUAAGCUGGAUAAUCAUGUGUUAAAAUUAUUUUUGGAAAAAUAUAUUGGCAAAUCAAUUUCGGACGAAAGCACUUUAAGAAACAAUUACAUACCAAAUAUUUAUAAAAGCGUUCCGGACCAAAUAAUUAGUGAUAUUGGAAAUAAUUAUGUUUACAUAAUUGUUGACGAAACAACCGAUCCAAGAGGUUUGUAUAAUUAUUUUUUUUAAUUUCUCAUAAAAUAAAAUAUACUAUUUUCGUUUAGGUUUGGCUAUUGUAAAUUUAUUAAUUUGUAAAUUAGAUGGAAUGCCUAGUAAAUCAUAUUUAGUUGCAUGUAAAGAACUAAAAUCCACCAAUUAUGAAACUAUUUGUCAGUUUAUUAAUUCCUUGUUAAAAAUAUUUCCUGGUAUUGAACAAAACGUAUUGUUUUUUAUUAGUGAUGUUGGUACAUAUAUGAUCAAAGCAGCAAAAAACAUUAAAAAUAUUUUUCCCGAAAUUAAUUCAUAUUACAUGUAUACACAGUUAAUAGAGUUCUAGAGAAAAUUCGAGAAUUAUACCCCGAUAUUAAUAAAUUGAUUAAAAAUGGUAAUAUAUGAAGUACUUAUUUAAAAUUUAAAUACAUAUGUAACUUAUUUCGUUUAUUUUAAGAAAAAAAGCUUUCCUAAAAGCACCAUCGAGAAUAAAUAAAUACAGAAAAGAAAUGCCAGGUAUACUUUUACCACCCGAACCUAUUAUUACAAGAUUAGGAAUAUGUUUAAAUGUUGCAAUUUUCUAUGCAAAUAAUGUUGAAGAGUUUAAAAACGUGAUUGAAAGUUUAACAGAUGAUGCUACAAGUGUCGAAUAG